Blepharisma stoltei is the source of this 1958-nucleotide messenger RNA. The record is from the annotation of a GenBank genome assembly. Lineage: Eukaryota; Ciliophora; Heterotrichea; Heterotrichida; Blepharismidae.
AUGAAGACUCUUUUAUUAGCAGUUCUCAUAGGAAGCGUCCUUUCCAUGAUGACAAUCCCACUCCACCCUGUCCACGAAACUCCUGAAGAAAAAGCAAAAUUUAUUAAAUCCCUUAAAUAUUUCCGAAGUGGAGCUGGCCCUACAGGAAUUCCUUUAACUUUUAACUACGAAUAUUAUGGCUUGGUACAAAUUGGAACUCCUCCACAAAAUUUCCAAGUUGUUUUUGAUACAGGCUCUGGAAAUUUGUGGGUGCCAAGCAGCAGCUGUUACUCAGUUUCUUGUACACUCCAUAACACCUAUAUUAUUUUUGAUUAAUUUUCGCUAUUUUUUUUAUUUUCAGCUAAAAAUUGAUAUCGUUAUUUGCAGAUUUUUGAACUUUACCACCUAAGUGUGGAAUUUUUCCGCGUGUGAAAAGAGGAUUCCACAUGUGAAAUCAAAAGGGCUCCACAUGUGAAAAGCACCUUUUCACACGCGGAAAAAAUUCCACACUUAGGUGGUAAAGUUCAAAAAUCUGCAAAUAACGAUAAUAUUUAUUUGAUAUUUUAAAGCCUACGAUUUAAUAGAAAAUAGUAUACAAUCAUUCCAAGUCGUCAACUUAUGUGGCUGAUGGAAAAAAAAUUUACAUUGGAUAUGCGGCUGCUUCUGUGGCAGGAUUUUUAUCUAAAGAUACGGUCACUUGGGCUGGAAUAAAGAUUCCUAACAUAACUUUUGGAGAAAUGACUAGCUUUGGUGGGACUUAUUGGACUACUAAAAGGUUUGAUGGUGUGUUAAAGGAAUAAAGUAUUCAAGAUUUGAUGCUUCCGCAUGUUUGAGACCACUAGAACCUGCUUGCAGGAGGAAUUUAGUUGCCUAAACCCUAUCUCAACAGCGGCCUACUCCCGGAACCUGAGGCUUGUACCGAUAUCCCUGAGUCUCAACUAGCUAGAAAGACUCCUCUUGCUUUACGCCAUUGCGUCCUAUGGUGGUAAAGGUCAGCUGAUAUCUCUUGUUGAUCACCUAGAGGAAGCCAGGAAAAUGAACCACAACCCUCCAGAAUAGGCAUAAAAGAGUUUAUGGCCCAAAAACGAUCCGGAUAGCUAAUACUUAGACUUGAAUCGCCAUCAGUUGAGUCUCAAGACUUACCCACCCCAUACUGCCGCUCUAGGCUAGCAAAUGGUUAGGAUUAAACCGCCAGAGCCUAUAAAGCGACUUUAGCGCCCAAAUUGGCUGUUCGUCAAAUACAUAUUUUGUCGUCACCACUAUAAUUAUAAUGGGGUGUUAGGAAUGGGGUGGAUUGCAGCAGAAAAAAUACCUCCUGUUUAUAUGACGAUGUAUAGUUUGGGGCUGAUUAACGCAUAUAAUUUUGCUAUUUAUUUAGUCCCUGGAACUGGCGUUGGGAGUGCAAUUAUAUACUUUUCCUUACUUUUGCCUAUGAAUCUGAUAAAAUCUUCCCUUUUAUACAAGUUAUAGGUUUUAUUUUUCUAUUCCUAUGCCAAAUCAUUCUCUUUCAGUUUACCUUAGGCGGCUACAACACAAGUUAUUCAAAAAAUGACUGGAAUUACAUCCCAUUGCUGAAUACCGAAAACUGGCAAAUCCCAAUCGAUCAAAUUACCAUUGGUGGCCAAAAAGUUCCAAUUAAUGGUAUGAAAGCAUGGAUUGACUCAGGAACUCCUCACCUUGUAGGGGAUAACCCAAUUAUCGCGCAAUUCAACAAAAUGAUGCCAACGGUCUUUGCAAACUGCUCAAAUCUUGCCUCACUUCCUACUGUUGUCAUAACGAUGCAUGGGGUUGAUUAUCCAUUAAAUUCAUCAAAUUACGUUUAUACAGUAGUUAAUGAUGGGAUAACUACAUGUGAAACAGGCUGGAUUGGAAACUCAGGACUUGACAAUUUUAUUGUGCUGGGUGAUUUAUUUAUCCAAGUUUAUUAUACUUUAUUUGAUAUGGGAAAUAAGCAAAUUGGGUUCGCAACAAGGAUAUAA